UUUGAAAGUAUCAAUUUGGUGAUUUUGUAGUCUGUCCAUAGACGUUCAUCUUUUUGCUACGAAUUUUUUUCGAGCGCGAGAGCGGGCGCAAAAAAAUUAUUUGAUCUUUCCACAUCCCCACCCCGUUGCGUUUUAGCGCGUGUAUCCCACGCGCCGGGUUAAUACUUCGCUAAUCCAACGAUAACGACGAACUCAAGGGUCUGUGGACUGACUGGUGAUUUUUUUAGGGGGGUGGGGUAUAAAUUGCUGGACCUUUUUGGGUAGAAAGAUACCAGCGAGAUAUUAUUUUCUAGGCUCGAUAACAGGGUAUCAAAGGCAUGUGGCGGGGGUACCUUUUCGGUUAAAAAAGUUUUUCGGCUUGGACCUUGGGGCGGAGCGUCCCACUAUGAAACUAACUAUGCUGAGUACAACCCUCAGGCCAGGUUCUUGAUGACUGGUGGAGCUAAUCAAUGCUACAAAACGGAAUCAAAACAUUGUGGACUGUUACCAUUGAAAUUUAAUGGUAUAUUUGUAGCAAUUUAUUCCGUUUUUCUCUCGACAAAUGGUCUGUGCAUGUGAGGGAAUGCGAUUUUUCAAGAGCUCGGACAGAAAUCUGAUCAUGUACCAGUUCACCCCUUGCAUCACGAGCGGAGGCUUGGUGAAGAGUUGUAUCAAAUUACAUGCAAAUAGACGAGACUUCCUGUCAGAGCUAAAAGUGGGUUAUGGCUCGCAGUUUUUGCUUUCAACAAACAAAUGAAAUGUUCUAGUAGUAACAAUAGAUGAAGAAGUAGAAGUGUUUUUUUUCGAGAGAUGCAGUGUCCCUUUUGCCAAGAAGAAGUUCGCAGCGAAGAUGACUUGCAGUUACAUUGUUUGGUCUGUUCGUCGGCUUAUGCAGAGCCUGGUAGAACUACAAGAACUCCCACAGUGGACAGUGUUGUAGUUCGCUUUCGCUGGGUCAAGUCGAGAGCAUGCUUCGAGAGAGAAGUUCAUCUCAUUAGCUCACUGGCCGGUUCUGUUAAACUCCACUGGAAGGAAGAUGAAGGACUGUAUGAGUCAGGCACUGUUGGUGUUCCAGUUGGAUCGCAUACCUGUCAGUUAGCUAUUGGUGGUGAUGUUGUUCCUACUGAAGAAUUUGAAGUUAAUGAAGACAGUGAUGUUAUUUUUAUAAUAAUUCAAGAAGCCAACUAUGGAUAUAUGUUUGAUGAAAAUGACAGGGGGAUACAAACCAAUACUGGUGAUGUGAGUUCUGAUGGUGAAACAGAGCCAGUGGAUGUGCACGACAGACCUCCACUUGACAUGGAAUCAAGGGAGAACCGAACUGAGACUGCGAAUGAAAUGAGUCCACUAUACAGAGAGCUGCUCCAGCAUCAGCUCAGCCAUGGUGAGCCUUCCUGGGUUCCAGGAAGUGGAGUUCCAUCACCAGUAAUGUCUGAUGUUGACCUAAGUGCCCUUGCUGGUCAGCGAGAUGAUGAUGAUGAUGACCCUCCCAUACUGACACCUCAGCCAGAUUCUACAGAAGAACUGCAGCCGUCAAGUCCUGUUCUGUUGCAUCCAGGACUGGAAGCAGGGGCUCGACCAGGAGACCUGUCAGGUGAAAGUGAUGGCCUUCAGUCACUUCCUGAUGGUGGAGACGUUGAUGAUCAGAGUGAAAAUGAAGCAGAAGAAGUACUUUCCAGUUCAAGGCCCCCAGCCCCGCCCUCAUCUGCCUCUCCAGUUCCUAGCAGCCACAGUGAGCAUGACAGCCGAGUGUCAUCAAGAGACAGUCCUGUCAAUAGUGUACCUAGUGAGGCAGGAACAAGAGACGACUCCGUUAUAAGUCCUUUACUAGAUGAGGCCCUUAGGCAUGACAGCCCACCUCCUAUCACUGGUACCCCAUUGACUGAAGAAGAGCACAGAAAUGUUGUUCCACGAUACACCUGCCCACAUGCCACACCGGUUGGAGAUCAUGACUCCACAGAAGAAACAGACCGUGUACCACCCACUGUCCAGACUACAACUGAAGAGCAGCGUAGAGAACAUGCCCAUUCGUCUCUCAGAGCCAGUCCUCUUGGCUCUGUCUUGGAUGCUGUGACAGUUCCUGUUGCUGAUACCAAUGUAACCUACAGCACACCAGCCGUAUCACCAAGUGUUAAUGAAAUCACCUCAUCUACUCAAAGACACAGCCCGGCAGGAUCAGUGCACAGUAGUUCUUUGUUUUCAUCUGGUUUACCAUCUCCUAUUAUGUCUCCAAGAGGUCGCAGCCAGUCGGAUACAGGCGUACCAGCGGCCUCGAGAGGAAGCCCUCCUGGGUCCAUUCACACCCAGACACAACCACCAUUGAGACCCCAAAGCCUUGGUGGAUCGGGAAGCCUCUUUAGAACAGUUCCAAUUUCAGUGGAGCUACUGACAACUGGUAACUCUGCAUCACAUUUGGAAAGUCGUCGGGGACCCAUUUCUGGUGCAGAGGGGUCAUCGAUAUCUCCUGUUGUAAGGCAAAGUCCCACAGGGUCCAAUCACAGCACCAGCGUUCGCCCUCGAGGCGGAUCAGGCCAGGAUGCUGAUGCUAGCCUUCACUCAAGUCAGAGGAGUACUCCUGUGCUCUCUGCUCAUGGUGAACCUCCAGCAGGAGCCAGUCCUUUUGUGGCAUCACCAAGAAGCUCGCAUUUGAGUCACCGAGAUAGUGGAGAUAGUACACCUUCAGUGCACAGUGCAGGACAUAGAACAUCAGGAGCAGGAAACCCCACAGAGCUGCAUAUGGAGACAGUGUAUAGACAGGUUACUGACACAGCUGCAAUAACCUCUCGUAAUGGAUCUACAGGAGCAACUCCAGUGAUGUCACCAACAGGCUCAAGGGAAAGUCAGAGAGAAAGUGAGAAUAGCACACCUUCAGUGCACAGUCCGAGACAUAGAACAUCUGGAGCAGGAAGCCCAUCAGAGCUCCUAGCGGAGAGAGCGUUUAGACAAGGUACACCUCCAGUAGUCUCACGUAAUGGAUCUUCAGCAGCAGCUCCUCCUGUGAUGCCAUCUAGAAGCUCAAGAGUUAGUCAUGGAGAAACUGAGAGCAGCACACCAUCUGUAAACAGUCCGAGGCAUAGAACAUCGGGAACUGGAAGCCCUUCGGAACUCCUUGCAGAAUCCUACGGGCGAGGUUCACCUCCAGUACCUUCCCACAGUGGUCCCAGCAGGGCAUUCAGAGGGCAAGGCCCAGUUUCUUCAAUUCGAAGUCGAGCUGAGCAUUCCUCUCGCCGUGUCGUGUCUCCUCCAUUGUCGCAUGAAUCAGUUAUUCCAAGCCGUGGAAGUGCAUUUGCUACUGUGAAUGGAGAAAGCGGACCAUCUGCAUUGAAACUAUCGUCUGAUUUGGAAGCUCUUAGAAAGGAAAGGGACACUCUGGUCGAUGAUUUCAGACAGAGGGCGGCUCAUUAUGAAGCAGAGCUUAGGAGAGUCAAGUCCAGGAAUGAGGACCUUGAGCAGCAGAUGCUGAGCAUCGAGACUGUAGCCUCUCUCGCCAAGCAAGAUGACGAGAAAACACAUGAACUGGAGCAGAAAGUGGUGGAUCUCAACAGAACUUUACGAGAGAAAGACGAGGAAAUCCAUUCACUGCAGGAGUCUGUGAGGAGACUGGAGAGAACCAAUCAGCAGUUGAAGGAUGAGCAAGAGAGUCUGAAAACUGUCAAUCAACUGAGCCUUGAAGAAAUGAACAAGCUCAAUUCAGACCUGCAACUAGAGAUAACACGUUUGCGGCGGAGAUCUCUGGAAUCAAACAGAGCCGGAGGAAAGAUGAUCGAGCUUCAAGUACUCAACAACACUCUCGAGCAGCAGGUCAGACAACUUCAACGAGACAACGACCGUCUGCAAACAAAACUAAAACAAGCAAAGCAAGAACUGGACACAAUGAAAACGAUAACAAGCAGAAAUGGCUCAAGACUCGGCAGAGCCAAGAGCGAAACAGACUUGUCAAAGAAAUUCGACAAAUAUACCUCAUACGACAGACACAAGUAUGCAGAUCUGGAACCUACAGCAAGGUCUGUUAGCUUCGCCACGAGAAGCGACAUUUUGGGGCUCGGACCAACUCGGUACAGUUCGUUGGACACGAAUUACACCCGAUCCCACGACGCUGCAGUGUCAUCUCCGGUUAUAAUGAACGGCUACGGCUCGCCGAGGUCUGAAGCCACGAGACAAUCGUCGUCGUAUACAUCCCUCCAAGACAAGCUUGCGAGUACUUCGCACAGAAGCAGGGCCACUGUCCCGAGGCACCGCGUAAGCUCGUUAGGAGAAGACAGCGAUGUCUCUGAUGAUCUAGAGCAUGGCUUGGGACACCAUACUGCAACUCACCCGAGGUGGCGCACACAAAGCUCCGAGUCUUCCACUUCGUCGGUCGUUUCGUGGGAUCGCGACUACAGGACAGAUGCUGCGACGAGGCAACCAAGAGCAAGCGCCUACAGUCAAGACUCGUCUCGGUAUCAACAAGUUGACAGAAUCAGUGGGCGUAGAAGAAGACCUCAUUCAUAUCAUGGAGCAACGGGGUCUCUGAACGACGUUUUUGGCAGCAAAGACGACUACACUUCUUCGUACCACAUCACGUCUUCUCCUUACUCCCAUUCUCUGCGUGAUGUUGGUCACCAUUCCACCUCCUCGUCAAGUUAUUCUACCAGUUCCCAGUCUCUUACAACCACUCCAUACCAUUCAGCAGUCACCGCGUCCCCUACAGAUACGAAAGUAUUCACCAAGCCAUUUGCGCCCAAGUCAAGCAGCGAUAUUCAGGUGGGAAUGGAGGUACUGGUAACGAGGUCACGAGGAGAGAUUGGCCGCGGAGUUGUAAAGUAUAUCGGGCCAUUGCCAGGCCGCAAAGACACGUAUAUCGGAGUGGAACUGGGACCAGGUCAUGAGGGAAAGCACGAUGGAUCUUUGAAUGGAGAAAGAUUAUUUUCUUGUAAACCAAACAAAGGGAUCUUCGUCUCCUUCAAUAAAGUCGUCAUGUGUUAUGGGUGAAGGCUGCUCACUUGUGGUUUCUGCAUUCCUCGUCUCGUGUAUAAAAAAGAGUUUAAUUUAGACUCCGCAGCAUCUGUUUCCUGCGGACGACAUACUUGCAUUACAUACAGGCAUAGAAGGAAGGACACUUCAUUGUACAGGAUACAUGACGGGCCUUUUCAGUAACUCUCAUGAUUGCGACCCCAACGGAACGAAAACGCAGUCGUUGGAUCGAGUGGUUUGUUUUUUUGUUCGUAUAUUUUAAAACCCGCCUCGACUUUUCAGAUCGAGCGCAAGUAGUUCCAUGUAAAAUACAUUCUCAUUUCUUCUUAAUCUGCGAUUUCAGACUAGUUGCUAAUAAUUUCAAGCUUUAUUACAAACAGUGAAAAGUAAAAAAAGUUCAUAUUUGUCCAAAGGGCGGUGAUCUUCAGUAAACGGUAGAUAUCAUCUCCAAACAAUCUAACACUGGUGUUGAUGUAUUUUAUCCAAAUGUAGUAUUGAUAAGUUAUUAUAUUUAUUAGCCUUAGUACUACAAGCAUUCGUUACAUAUUGUGUCUUAUAGAAUCACUUUUGGUGAACAAAGUUUAGCAGUCUUAUUACUAAGUAACCGAGAUGCCAGAUAUGUGCCAUUUAUUACCGGAUAUAUUUUAUACAGUGCACGUGAGAUUUUACGCGUUGCUUUUAUCCUCUUGCUUUAAUUUUCGAGCCAGUCUGUGUUUUAAAAUAGUCAGGCCUGCCAAAUGAUCAAAGGAAUAACUCCGCCCCAAGCGGUUUGUCACCGGCGUGAACCAAGGAGCUAUGAACACUUGGCACGAGGUGUACUUCGUUUAGUUUUAUCUGACGAGAAUUUUGCUGUCGAGGUCUUACAUCCUUACAUAAUUCAUGGAAGUGCCAAAUGAGAGUAGAAGUUAGACUGCAAAACAGUCCUGUUUUUUGCGAACGCGAGCGACGCGGGCGGUAUUCGAACGAAUGGUCUGGAGCGAUUGUGGAAACGGUGGGGAUCGGAGGUGAGGCUCGUGCGCUUCACGCGCGAGGAUCACGCUUACGGUGCUUUUUGCCUUCCGAAUAGGGAAGAAAAAACGACUGCUUUGCGGUCUAAGUAGAAGUGAGCGUUGGACUUUAAUCUCUUCUCAAAAAGAGACUCGGCUCACGGUCGCUCGCGGUCGUUUGUGGGGCCGUUUCUGACGUUUCUGGAGGCAAAACAAAAUUGUCCCCAGGAACGGUCCCACAAGCAACUACGAAAUGAGUCUCUCCCCAGGCUUCUCGUUUGUGUGGUGACGAUAUAGUUCUCUAUGUGCGGUUUGUACCGUGGUAUUCUCGUAGAACGCCAAGUGACUGUAACGUUUUCAUAUCAUAGGACUUUGCAUUUAUCCACAGAGUCGUUAAAAAAAUAAGUUCUUUAUCACUAUAUAUUCGCUAAAAUAAACUAUUCAACAGAAUUGUAUGAUUUAACUGAUUGUCAAUAAACAACGAAUGAUAUCACUUUG
Messenger RNA from Orbicella faveolata, 6413 nucleotides. RefSeq lists its product as uncharacterized. Lineage: Eukaryota; Metazoa; Cnidaria; Anthozoa; Scleractinia; Merulinidae. The record is from RefSeq and is a predicted model, not a curated record.